UUUAGAAGAAAAUGUUACGCCAAAGGAAGAUUUUCAACAUUGUUUGCAUAAUUUUGAUGAUUGCAUUUGUCGGUCGGACUGUAGAUGUAAUAAAGACAGUGCGUGCGUAAACCAAAAUCACUGUCAUUGCAGAAAUUAUACCAAUCAAGCCAUUACAGGAAGUCAUUGCUGUAAUAAUUCUCGUUGUUACUGCAGAAAUGCAGAAUCUGGGAGAGAACAUAAAAGCUGUCAACAUUCUUGUGAUAAAAUUGAAAGACACAAUCAGUUAAAUUCUUGUUGUGAAUCUCAGCACUCUGUUAAUAGCCACAGCUGCUGUAUGAGAAAUGGCGAAAGCAUCAAGCAACUGUCCGUUCACUGCAGUCAUCAUUGGUAUUGUAAUCCCAGCUCCAAACAAUGUUCACAUCCAGAAUAUUGCAAUUGUAGAAAAGAUUUGACAAGAGAUCGACAUUUGUCACAUCCUUCUUAUGAUUCUCCACAAACCGAUUCAAUUAGCAUUCCAAGUAAAGAUAGAGACUACAGAAGUGACGUGACGAAAGAUCGGAAUAUGUCAGCUGGUAGACAAGAUCGGCACCGACGGACAAAUUCUAUUUCGAGUAAAGAAGGUGCUGAUAAAGCCGUUAGAGACAAAAAUGAUGACAAAAUUCAAUAUCUGAUUUCGCCACUGAAAUCCACUAGACUAAGACCGAUUCGUCAGAAAACUAAAAAUGCAAUAGUGAGUUAAAUUUAUAUAAAUUUG
Messenger RNA from Centruroides sculpturatus (bark scorpion), 736 nucleotides. Its product is annotated as serine/threonine-protein kinase PLK4-like. NCBI's taxonomy places the organism in Eukaryota, Metazoa, Arthropoda, Arachnida, Scorpiones, Buthidae. The transcript has 2 exons. The record is from RefSeq and is a predicted model, not a curated record. The annotation marks the transcript as partial.